AUGGCCCAAGCUGAAUCAAUCAGCACGUUACGGCGGAGACGAGGCGUCCUAGCCCGUCGACUUGCAACCAUAAGGCGCGAACUCGAUGAAUACGAAGCGUCUGGGAAGGCAAACAGAAUCUUCCUAGCAUCUUGCCGCAGCUCGUUCGAUGAGCUUUGGAGGAGGAUACUCGAGGUUCAAGAAGAGUUAGGUGUGGUAGAUGAGGGGGAAGAUGCGCGGGUAGAUUCGUUAUCACAAGAGCAUCGGGAGCUUGACAUGCGGUUCCGAGAGCUCUUUGAACAAAUAUCAGCACCAACCCCGUCGACUACAACAAGAGGUGAGACAUGCCGGAAACCAGAGCCGACCACCGUUCCAGAGGUCCGCGUGCCCCAAUUCGACGGUGCCCUCGAGAAUUGGACCUAUUUCUACGACAUGUUCACAUCCAUAGUGGACCGUAACGAAGGUUUGACGAAUGUCCAAAAGUUCCAGCAUCUACGCUCAUCUAUAACUGGACGGGCCGCACAGAGUAUCCAGUCAUUAGAACUCACAGAGGCCAACUAUUCCAUCGCGCUUGAUACACUGAAGGACAAGUUCAAUUGCCCCCUCCAAAUCUGCAUGCGCCAUUGGAAUUUGAUGCGCAAUUAUCCGGAAAUCAAAAAGGAAACUCCAGAGGCCCUAGAGGAUUUGUUGGAAACCAUCAGUGUAAAUCUAAAGGCGCUCGAACAUCUAAAGGAGCCCGUCACAUCAAACAUAGCGAUGAUCGAAUUGAUCGCGUCGAAGUUGCCCUCGUCCAGCCUGCGUAAAUGGCAACGCACACUGCCCCGCCAAAAGGUGCCAUCCUAUCAGCAUCUGAUAGACUUUCUCAAAACACGGGCGAACGGGACUCAAUUCCUCUCUAAAGAGAAGGAAUCAAAAGGGUCAACACACAAACACCGCAGUCAGCGAACAACCAUACCGCAUGGGCGAACCCUUGCUACAACCAGCAGAACGGUGGUGUGUCCGACCUGCAACGGACCUCACGAGAUCAGACACUGCAAAAUCUUCAAGGCCAAAUCAGCGACCAAACGUUUUCAGAUCGUGAAGAAGGCAUCGUUGUGUAUAAAUUGCCUAGGCACAGGACAUUCGCCGACACAAUGUACAUCGGCACAGAUCAAGGUUUUGAACAAACAGGCACAACCAAUCCGAGCCCGAGCCUUACUCGACACUGGGUCGAGCAUGAACUUCAUGACCGACAAGCUCGCGAAGUCCCUCGGUAUAAAGCAAAGGAGAUGUGCGAUCCAGAUCGGAGCCCUCGACAAUUUGAGCACCACGGCAAAACGUUACACCACGGCCACCAUCACGUCGACGGACGGCAAGUAUAAGAAGACAUUGAAAUUUCUUGUUAUCCCGGCCAUAUCGAUCCUCGUACCAAGCGAGCCCAUCGAUCCCUCGAGUCUGGGAUUACCCAGAAAUAUUCAACUAGCCGAUCCACAAUUCCAUUGCCCAGCCCCGAUCGAUGUCUUACUUAGUACCGGAUCAACAUUUGCGUCGCUGUGCAUCGGGCAGGUCAAUCUGGCACAACCAGGCGAACCUGAGCUACGUCUACAAAAAACACGCUUCGGCUGGGUAAUCGGGGGGAGUCCCACGUCCCAAACCGCGAUAAAUACGUUCCACGCAACCACAACGGCUCUGCAAGAGGACCUCGCACGGUUUUGGGAGAUCGACGAGGGACCGGCCACUACUCAUCUUUCGGAAUCGGAACGACUAUGUGAAGAACAUUUCCGAAACCAUGUCCGACGAACCAAGGAAGGCAGAUACAUCGUUGCAUUACCAUUCAACGAAAAGCUUUCCUCACUAGGGUCAUCGAAGGCCGCUGCAAUGAGCAGGCUCGCCUCUCUUCAUCGCCGAUUCCAACGCGACAAACAAUAUGAAACCGCGUAUAGUGCUGUGAUUCAAGAAUAUUUAGACUUGGGUCACAUGACGAAGAUCAACACGGAUCACGCCACCGACCACGGAUAUUAUUUACCACAUCACGGCGUGACCAAGGAAUCGAGCGACACCACCAAGCUACGGGUUGUGUUCGACGGCUCAGCUUCAAGUACCACGGGAGUGUCUCUAAACGACGCCCUUCAUACGGGUCCGAAAUUACAAGAAGACCUGAGGAACAUCCUAUUGAGAUUCCGGUCAUUUCAAUAUGUCCUUACCGGCGACAUCGAGAAAAUGUACCACCAAUUCAUCCUACGUCCAGAAGAUCGUCCCUAUCAAAAGAUUCUGUGGCGUGCCUACAACGGAGAGAUCGAAACUUACCGACUCAACACCGUAACGUUCGGUCUAUCCGCAGCCCCGUAUCUGGCCAUACGAUGUCUCAAACAGUUGGCAGAGGACGAGGGACCUCGAUUUCCGAGAGCAGCGCAGAUCCUACGGCGAGACUUCUAUGUCGACGAUGCGUUGACCGGAGCCGAUACGAAGGACGAAGCCCUAUCAAUCAGGAAUGAUCUCACGAAAUUACUUAAGCUAGCCGGUCUAAAUAUCCGCAAAUGGGCAUCAAACGAUCGGGAUCUGCUGAGAGGGCUACCUGAGGAAGACACCAAGCAGAAAUUACAUCUCGGUGAGUCAUCCACGUUAAAAACACUCGGCGUCUUUUGGGAUUCAGCCGACGAUACCAUACUAUAUUCGGUCAAGACGAACAGUGACACUUCCCGAAUCACAAAGCGAUUAAUCAGCUCAGUCAUCGCACAAAUCUAUGAUCCACUAGGAUUGCUCGCGCCGGUAAUCGUUCGAGCAAAAAUGAUUUUGCAACAAGUCUGGACAUUGAAGGUAGAUUGGGACGAAUCCCUUCCGACAGACGUACACACAGCAUGGAUCAAAUACCACACCCAAUUGCCGUUGUUAAAUGCGGUAAGGUUCCCUCGGAAGACCAUCCUAGAAUCCGCAACGAAAAUUGAGCUCCACGGAUUCUGUGACGCUAGCGAAAGGGCAUAUGGGGCGUGCGUCUACGUGCGGACGACUGACCGAAAGAACAAUAUUUGGACUCGACUCCUCACGGCGCGGUCGAAGGUAGCGCCGCUCAAAUCGCUCUCCAUACCACGUCUCGAAUUAAGCGGGGCACUUAUUUUGACGUCCUUGAUUUCGUCAAUACAACAGGCCCUGACGACCAAGAUAUCGCGGAUAGUAUACUGGACUGACUCCACCAUCGUACUCCAUUGGAUCAGGUCUUCACCGCACACCUUGAAAACAUUUGUGGCGAAUCGAGUCGCUGAGAUACAGACCAAGACCAAUAUCUCCGACUGGCGUCAUGUGCCUACCGACGAUAAUCCAGCGGAUCUCAUGUCCCAAGGCCAGACGCCCAAGGAAUUCCUAUGUCCGUCCAUUUGGAAAAACGGGCCAAGGUGGCUCCUGCAAAGCAAAAGCUAUUGGCCGGUCUGGAGCCCGACACCGGUAGUCGACCUCCCGGAGCAAAAGAAGACGAUCUGUCUGAGGACGAGUGUUAACGACAACACUCUCCUCCAUCGUUACUCGUCUUGGCCAAGACUAAUAAGAAUCGUCGCCUGGUGUCUUCGAUGGAGACAUAGGCAACACCGAUCUGCCCAUCUCACCACAGACGAACUGACUGCAGCGCACAACAAACUAAUAAAAAUACUACAAUCCCAUCAUUUCGCGCCUGAAAUUCGGAUCCUCCAAAAAAAUCGAAGCGAGGACGUUGGAGGGAAACUACAGCCAUUAAACCCCUUCCUCGACGAAGAUGGGCUACUCCGGGUAGGAGGGCGACUAACCAACUCCGCCAUACCCUUCAGCCAAAAACACCCGAUCAUCCUACCGAAAUCCCCGCUGACAGAGCUAAUUAUAGAGCAAGAGCACCGGAACAAUCAUCACACAGGGACACAAGCUACACUAUACGCGAUGAGACUGCGCUAUUGGCCGAUCGACGGCCGUAGCCAGGUAUGGCGCACUCUCAGAAGGUGCGUCCGCUGCUGCAGAGCCAACCCUCCACCAGUGGAAUACUUGAUGGGUGAUUUACCAGAGGCGCGUUAUAACAGUGCAAGAGCUUACGACCAUCGUGCGCGAGUUAAUUCAGUCGCUAGUGCAAAAAUCGAGUUUGGAACCUAA
This is a messenger RNA of Bombus huntii, 4065 nucleotides long. RefSeq lists its product as uncharacterized. The record is from RefSeq and is a predicted model, not a curated record. Bases 1 to 4065 code for a protein of 1354 amino acids. Lineage: Eukaryota; Metazoa; Arthropoda; Insecta; Hymenoptera; Apidae. The transcript is spliced from 2 exons.